Haliotis rubra (blacklip abalone) is the source of this 1465-nucleotide messenger RNA. RefSeq names its product oxidoreductase NAD-binding domain-containing protein 1-like. Lineage: Eukaryota; Metazoa; Mollusca; Gastropoda; Lepetellida; Haliotidae. The transcript has 8 exons. The coding region runs from base 297 to 1223 and encodes 308 amino acids. The record is from RefSeq and is a predicted model, not a curated record. Gene Ontology annotation, cellular component: mitochondrion. Gene Ontology annotation, molecular function: oxidoreductase activity.
AUUGUUGAUGUUUUUUCAACGAUUGUAUAUGGUCGAUCUUUGGUCGAUUAUGUCAUUUUCAAACGUGAACAUUAAUACGACAUUGAUAUUAAACUGAUCUCAGCAGUCACAAUCGUGUGCUCUGCAUUUGCCCGAGGCUCCGUUUACCAGUUUAGGAGCCUCAGUUUAGUGUCUGUAUAGUUCCAACUGAGCGAAAUUUCGUUGGCGUGCUCUUGCAUAACAAAAUAUAAACUUAGCAUGGUACUGCGUUACGCGUGUCGCUUUAGAUUAGGUUGUCCUUCAACAGGUGUAGAUACAUGCAGAUAAUACAACGACAUAUUGUGAAGAUGUCAUCAGACGCUCAAACCUCAGACCAUCUUCAAAGAACUGCUGACAGUUCCAGACAAAAAAUAAUGUCAUCUGCAACUGUGUUGAACAUCCAAGACGAGUCACGCACUGUCAAAAGUCUGUACUUGAAGAUCCACAGUGAAGACUUCAGCUUUAAGGCCGGUCAGUGGGUGGAUACCUUCAUCCCAGGUCUAGAUACAAUGACAGGCUUCUCCAUGUGCUCGUCACCUGGUCUGCUACAGAGGGAGGGGAUGAUGCAUCUGGCUGUCAAACGUAGCCCUCAUCCACCAGCAGAGUGGGUCCAUACAAAGUGCAAGGUGGGGUCACAGGUGAAUCUGCGUGUGGGUGGCGACUACGUCUAUGACCCCCAGCCAGGUGAAGACCCACCCACAGAUCUUCUGCUUGUGGCUGGUGGGGUCGGGAUCAACCCCCUUAUGAGUAUGCUGAGCCACAUCCACGACAUGCAUCAGUCCGAGACAUCACGCAGCAUGUGCCCAAAUAAGGUCAUCAUCAUGUUCAGCGCCAAAACCAAAGACGAACUUUUAUUCAGGAAAAGAAUCGACGAAUUAUGUAAUCUGAAGCCAAACAACAUGUCGUCAAUGUAUUUCAUCACGGAGGAGAAAGGUGCAACAGAAGACAAUACUGUUUAUGACACACCGGAAGUGGCCAUGACCAGAUGGUGUUCGUUCUACUGGCCAUCACAAGUUCACCUCCUCACUUCACCAUGCUCUCUGUCUGUGAAAAUAAUAUGGAAUCUAAACAUGACAAUAACCUAUAUACAGUCGAAUCAAACAGGAGCAUGUGCAGGAAGCGAUGGCCACGUUGAAGCCGGGGAAGGUGGAGUGCUACUUGUGCGGACCAUCCCCCAUGAUAGCAGACAUAGAAACAAUGCUUAAAGCUUGCGGCAUCACAGAAUCAAGCAUUCACUACGAGAGAUGGUGGUAGACAAUAGACAUCGCGGAUUGUAUUAUGAUGUAUAUCACUUAAUUGUGGAAUUCUAUGCUGUUUUCAUUUAGAUUUAUAGGACAUACCACUUUGUCUUUGACAAAUGCUGUGUUAAUUCCAAUAUAAAUGUAGCUGUGCUUCAACAAGUGUCCAUUAAGCUGACAGAAUCAUGAAUAAAAUCAAUGAUUACUGA